This is a messenger RNA of Periconia digitata, 1478 nucleotides long. Lineage: Eukaryota; Fungi; Ascomycota; Dothideomycetes; Pleosporales; Periconiaceae. The record is from the annotation of a GenBank genome assembly.
CACUCUACGCGACUCCGUUCCCUUAUCCUCUUGCGACUGAGUGGUGGAGAUGAUGAUUUGCCGGAUGUAUAGUGCACAUGUCCUUCUACGCGUGAUCUGGUGCGUGGAGAAGUUGCAAGGAGAGGCCCCACACGUACGCCAUGUCCCCGCGUUUGAUACCCCGCACAGACACGCUAGGCUAUUUUUGGGAGGCCAUGGUGAAUGUGCUGAACGUGGCCUAGUGUUCUUUCUGGAGAUACUUUGCCUUUGCGUUCCGGCGUGUCAUGAGAAGAGUAGGGUGGGGGACAUGUUUCACUGAGGACAUUGCUGCGUCCGGACCAAACUGUUGUUUCGGAGAUAGCGGACGACAUACUUAGUGGGGGGGAACUCUUGAUUUUGGCUGUGAACAUCGUCUACGUUGCCUUCUGUCUGCUUCAGCCCGCGGGAUUAGAACACACCCUCUAUUCUUUCUCUGGGUAGUGAUCAUGGCGCAGUUAACACACCCUGAAUGGACCGAGAAGACCGGGGGCCUUGAGGUAGCCCAAGCAUUCGCUGAUAACAUCAAAGGGAAAACAGUACUCAUCACCGGAGUAUCUCCUGAAAGCAUCGGCUUUUCCACAGCACUAUCAAUUGCUUCGCAGUCCCCAGCUCUCCUCAUCCUCGCCUCCCGCACCGCCACCAAGCUCGACUCAGUCCGCAAGUCCAUCCAAGAUGCCCACUCCAGCGUCAAAAUCCAAACCGUCACCAUAGAUCUAUCCUCCCAAGACUCGGUCAGAAAAGCCGCUUCGGAAAUCGCCAAAUCAUCCCCCCACAUCGACAUCAUCAUCAACAAUGCCGCCCUCAUGACAAUGAAGCGCCACUUCACCCCCGAAGCCAUAGAAAUGCAAUUCGCCACAAACCACCUCGGCCACUUCCUUUUAACAAAUCUUCUGCUGCCGCAACUUGUCGAGGCUGCCAAGGCGAAUCCAGCGGGCGCCACGCGCGUCGUCAACGUCUCGAGUAUAGGGCAUAGACUGAGCCCGGUCAGAUUCCAUGAUUACAACUUCGAUGGCAAAGAUGUACCCACUGAAGAGCAAUCGGCAUCGCUUCCACCUUUCUUCGCGAAAGCGCAGGAUGGGCCGUAUAAUGGCUGGGUAUCGUACGGACAGUCCAAGACGGCGAAUAUCUUGUUCUCGCUACAAUUGACUGCGUUACUCAAAGAGAAGGGGAUCGUGAGCUACGCAUUACAUCCAGGAUCCAUUUACACUGGGUUGAGCCGAGACCUGGACGCAGAGGCUGAAGCGGCGUUGGAGAAUGUCGUUCCGUUCUGGAAGAACCAGGACCAGGGGUGUGCGACUAGUCUAGUUGCUGCUCUUGAUCCGGCUUUGAACGAGCCUAAGGGGGUUAUGUUGAGCGAUUGCCAGAUGUCCGAAGCCACGUCGAGUGCUACGGAUCCCGAGAUCGCGAAGAAGCUGUGGGCUUUGAGCGAGAAGCUUGUUAAGACGGAUUUCAAGUUGUAA